ACCAACAAAUCUUCCACCUGAGAGCCCCAGUUGGGAAUACUGACUCGCUCCUUUGGAACAGGAAGCAGCCAUUCAGCCCCUCAUUCCUGCUUUGCCAUUCAAUAAGUCCGAAGGUUCUUCCGGGGGUCAAGAAUGCUAUGAACGGCGAGAUUGAUGUUAAGGGGGUGACACUUGACUCGGGAGCCACUACAUCUGAGGCCUUUUCUCCAACAUCAGCAACGAAUGUUGAGGUGCCGAGCUCCCACCCCAACUCAAUGAGUGGAUAUGACUUUUACUGGGACUGCGGACAGUACCAAGCCACAAACGCAGACAUCCUCAAAGAGAAGGUGCUGCUGUCUCAAGGACAGCACCAGCCGACUGGUCCUUUUGAAGCUGCUAUCAAAGAUCUGCCAUUUGAGCCGCCUUCUGUACCCAAAGCAUUGAAGCUGUACGAUGACAGGACUAGCAGUUCUGGCAGUUUGGAUUUUGAUCCUUACAACUUGUGUUCUCCUCAAAAAAUUCAUUUUGACAUGGUCCAUGGAACACCGUCUUUCUCCCCAAACCCCGAGCUGACGAGGAUUAUGUUUGAAGAGGUUCACUCCUUCCCCUAUCCCUUUGAUCAUCAGUACGGGCAAUGCAACUCACAGCCACACCUGGUGGAUCUUGAGGAAGCUGAUCUGGAUCUCUUCUGCAGCAAGGAGUACGAAGAUGUCGUGGGGAUGCUGAAUAAAGAGUCAGAGAACCGAGAGAGUUGUGACAAUGACGUUAGCGACUGCAUCGAGCCAAAGACAGACGAACUGAAAGUGGGCACAGCGCAGGACCUCCCCACCCAUAUAUUCUUCAGCUACGAUGGCAACCAGACUCUUGAAAACUCUCUAAACUUCAAUAUUCUGCUGAAGGAAAUUCCUCACGAUCCAGCCUUGGUGGUGCCGUCUGCCUUGUCACCACACACAGGUGAGCUUAAUGACACAGUGAAUGACUGCCAGAGUUCAGAAGUGAAGGCGUCUCCGAAACAGGAUGUCCCUGCCUUCUCCCUUACCGACUCAACACUUGCUCCUUCUUUUGAAAGUCUGAACCUGUUCAAAACUUCACUCAAUGAAACACAGAACUCUGCCUCACUUCUGAUGCCUGCACAAACACCAUCACUGAAGAAAGAUAUCAGUGAUGUGGACAAUGAUGCUGCAGCCAUGUCGGCCCUCAUGCUGUCCGACAUCGAAGGUGAGAGGGCGGCUGCUAGCACCAGCUCUCCGGAAUCCCUCACACUCACCAGAAAGCCUGCGAAGGUGCAAGCAGCUCCCACGCCAUCCUCUACCAAGGGUCAGGGCAAAUACAUGCGUAGAAGAGUAACUGACGAAAGCGAGUUGCGCAUUCCACUGCAAUACGGGUGGAAACGUGAGAUCAGAAUAAAGACUGUAGGAAAUCGUCUGCACGGGGAAACCACCUAUUAUGCCCCCUGUGGAAAGAAGUUGCGUCAGUUCCCUGAUGUUAUAAAGUACCUGAUCCGAAACGGGAUAACAGAACUCAGUCGUGAACAUUUCAGCUUCAGUCCUAGAAUGAACGUUGGAGAAUUUUUUGAAAUGAAAGAAUCUCCUGAGGACAACCAGUGGUAUAAGCUCACAGCUGAAGAAGCCCCUCUGCGGAUUCAAGCAAUGAUGAGCAGACGGGGACGGCCGCCAAAUUCCAGCAAGCAGCGGGCCCAGAAGCUAACCGUGCUCAACCAGGGUAAAGGAAGAUCACGAAAGACCAGGACUGUGACCCUCCUUGACAGCAGUGAUGCCAAACUCAUGAAAAAGCUUGAACAGCAAGCUGUUCUGAAUCCAAAAGAGACACAGAUACUGAAAGCACUGAUGAAUAAAUUGAAGCAAAAGCAGGGGCCAAGUAAGGUGCAGAAGGCAAACAGGAUGAAAGAGGAGAAGGUGAUAAAAAGGCAGCAGAAAGUGAAGCAACAGAGACUGCAGCUCCUGCAUGAGAUGAGGAAACCCACUGAGGAUCUGUAUCUGAGAGAUCUCAAGCCUCUGCCAGAGUUUAAGCGCAUUGCAGGCCUGGUUCUUUCAGGCCGUGCCUUUUCCGACUGUCUCACAGUGUUUGAGUUUCUGCACACCUAUGGCAAGGUGUUAGGCUUCAAUGUUCUCAAAGACAUGCCCACCCUGAAAACGCUCCAGGAAGGCCUGCUGAACGUCGGAGAUGCAGUGGGCAUUAUCCAGGACCUGCUUAUUAAGUUACUCGACAUUGCAGUAGUUAAUCCAGGAUUGCCUAAUCAGUACCAGUCAGUUACACUUCUAAGGGAGCGAAUCCGUGACAUUCAAAUCACCAGGAAUAACGUGUCAGAAGUGCUGCGGAUUUUCCUAGAAGCGUAUGGUGUGGAAGCGGAGUUAUGUAGAGGUCUGAAGAGCAAAUCCUUCCAGGCGCACUCUUCCGAGAAAAAGGCGUCGGUGCUGGCCUUCCUGGUCAAUGAGUUGUUGGAGAACAGCUUUGUCGUAAGGGAAAUCGAUAAAAACCUGUACCAAAGAGCCAACAUUCGGAAGAACAAGUGGAUUGUGGAUGGCAAACUCAGGAGGUUACAGAGGACUCUGGCGAAGAAGAAAGGAUUUGAAAAGCUCAAAACCAUCGUGGAAGACAGGCGUUGGAAACCAGAAUUCAGUUUUGAAGUUGACCACAGUGGCAUAUCUACGAGAAGCGGGGAUGAAGAGCGGGUGAAGGAAGGUACCAGAGGGAAAUUAUCAGCGAAGAAGACGGAAGGAAAUAAGAUGGAGUACGAACAGCCGUGUACCAGUGUGUCUGAACUAAGCUGUCAGAUUGAGAAGCUCAGUAAGCGACAAAUCUAUUUUGCACGGAAGCUGCUUCAAUUCUCCCAGAAACUACGUGCCUUGUUAUUGGGGCGGGACCGCUUCAGGCGUCGCUACUGGGUUUUUCCUCACCUUAGUGGCGUGUUCGUGGAAGGCUCUGAGGAGUUAGCGGCCGCUGAAGAGGGGGACAUGGAUAAGAGCCAGCGCCAGUCUCUGGAGACGGCCCCAGCUGAAGUGCAGGGGGCAGGUGCACUGAGUGCGAAGGCCAGCACUCUGGUUACGCCAAAGGAUGAGCCGCGGGGCAAGUGCGAGGCCAGUGUGGCCGCCGCAGAGAGCGCAGAGCAGCAGCGGGCCAUUGCAAGACACUGCAGUGCUCUGCAGCAGGAGGUGCCUCACUCGAACCUUGAGCACCUGACUGUGUUUUUAGCGUGGCUGGGCGUCCUGCAGAAUUCUGUGUCCGACCUCUCCACCUCGAGUCCUCAGUGUAGCACCAGCAAAGACAAACUGGCGGCUUUCUCCCCCGAGGUCCUGCUAGCCAGCAACCGCAAGCUGUUCGACCUCAGCGUCCCAAACUCGGAGCAGAAGGUCAAGGACUGCGCUGAGAAGCAAGGGCAGUGGUUCAGCCUUCUCCCCAGGAGUCCCUGUGACACCUCUUCUGUUAUCCAGCUCCCAGCUUCUCCACAGCCAGCACUGCAGCAUCAGUGCCAGUCAGUGCCCUCCGAUCCGAGUGGACUGGACCGUGGUCCGCUGGGGCCACCUGCCGCUGCACAGCCAUCUAUGGAGACUCCAUUUGACACACAGUUCAUAGACUCUCUGAUCCUUGAUCUUGCUUCUGGGUCCUCCGAAUCUGCCUUUCCACAAACUAACACCCCCGUGACCAAACUUCAUCCGGCUGAAGGCCCUCCUCCGGCUGAGAAUCCACGGCAAUGGAUAUCUAAACGCCGUGGGCGGCCGUCAAAGUUGCAGAAGGAGUCUAAUCAGUGCCAAUUGAAACCAAUUCCAGCAGAGAUGCAGAAAGGCUGGUGGCACAUUGACAGCCUGGAGGAACUGAACUGCCUGCUCAAAGCGCUUCAUCCACGGGGUAUCCGAGAAAAGGCCUUACACAAACAGCUCCUUAAGCACAUGGACUACGUUAAUCAAGCCUGCAUGAGAGACAAAAGGGAUAUCCUCUUCAGUAACGAUAGUGAGGAACAGAUAAUUACAAAGGAAAUGGUGGAGAAUUGGAAACCGGAGAAGUGGGCGAUUUUAGCUGAUCUCGAGGUCCUGCAGUAUCUUGAGGAACUGGAACAGAGGGUGAUAGCUGCCAGUCUGCACGUGGAGGGCUGGACCUGUCCGGACACUGACUCCACCCGUGAUGACCUGGUGUACUUUGAUCAGAAGUGCCUGACCUCCAGCGAAGGCAACAUGAAAGGCGAGGAGGAGAUGGAGCUCAUGCGGAGAAAUAACAACCCCCUGGAUCUAGCUGUGAGCCGCCUGGCGGUGUUGGAGCUGAACAUCGAGCGGCGGUAUCUCAAGGAACCAUUCAGUGCCCCCGCUGCAAGGAAACUGGAGCCCGCAGCGACAGCAAGUAAAGCUCCUGUCAAGGGUGGCUUGGAGGCGGAAAUGAACAGCAACGACGAUGGUGUCCCUCCUGGGCUGAGCUUGUGGCGAGAAACCUUACUGAAAUGCACAAACGCUGCUCAGGUAUUCAUGUGCAUCCAGCGGCUGGAGAAUUCCAUUGCUUGGGAGAAGUCUGUUCUGAAAGUGUUAUGUCAGAUCUGUCGAAAGGGAAACAGAGAUGAUUUGCUGCUUCUGUGUGACAACUGUGAACAGGGCUGCCACACCUUCUGCCUCAAGCCGAAGAUUGAAGAGAUCCCUGAAGACGACUGGUUCUGUCCAAUCUGCAUCAGUAAGGCGAACAGACAGUCUGCCAGGCCUAGACUGUCUCGGAAUAAAAUCAAGCAGAGAAGAGACAGAAAGCAUCUUGCAAGAAAGGCAAACAGCCACUCUGCCGAGCCUGGAUCCUUUCUGACCAAAGGCAGGCAGAGAAGAUACAGGAAGCGUACCCAAAACAAAAUCAGUAAUGCCAAAGGUGUGGAAUAUAGUGCUGUGAAAAAGAGAAGCAAAAGAAGGAGUAAUUCUCUAUUGCCAGGGAAUGCUCCUGCUGCCAAGAAAAGGAAAAUCUCAGCCAAAAGUGAUCCAAAGGACCUUGCGCUGUGCGAGGUUAUCCUCAUGGAAAUGGAAUCCCACGAGGACGCCUGGCCCUUCUUACACCCUGUCAAUCCACGGAUGGUGCCUGGUUAUAGAAAGGUCAUCAAAAAACCCAUGGACUUUUCUACCAUCAGGGGCAAGCUCAUUGAAAGGAAAUACACGAGCUGCAAGGAAUUUGCUGCAGAUGCUCAUUUGGUGUUCGAUAACUGCUUGAACUUCAACGAAAACAGCUCCGAGAUUGGACAGGCAGGGAAUGUGAUGAGGAAGUUCUUUGAGAGUCGAUGGGCCGAGUUUUAUCAUUCAAGCUAAAAUGUCACCAGGAGGCCAGGGGAAAGGGCGAUAUUAUAGAUCAAGAUCACGCCCAAUAACACUGCCUCUCACCAUUGAAACUCAAUGUGACUUGGGACUGGAAACAAGACAUAUUUUGGCAGUUUCUCUUGACUUUCUUUGGAUUUGAAUUCAUGGUAUUUUAAAAAUAAAACCCUAUCUUUAAUGUGUCA
This is a messenger RNA of Hypanus sabinus (Atlantic stingray), 5455 nucleotides long. RefSeq names its product bromodomain adjacent to zinc finger domain protein 2A-like. The record is from RefSeq and is a predicted model, not a curated record. Gene Ontology annotation, molecular function: DNA binding; protein binding. The transcript has 29 exons. Lineage: Eukaryota; Metazoa; Chordata; Chondrichthyes; Myliobatiformes; Dasyatidae. The coding region runs from base 138 to 5264 and encodes 1708 amino acids. Gene Ontology annotation, cellular component: rDNA heterochromatin.